GUGUUCCCUUUCCCUUAUCUCACCCACCUAUGGUGGUCUAAAUCGGGUUCAAAAAAGAUCAAUGAAUAUGAAUUCAGAAACUUGGAAUCCUCUAAAAAAAUGUGGAAUUAAAUUAGGUUUAGAGAACUUCUUAGUGGAACAUGAUUUUUUUUUAGAUUUUAAUCUUUUUUUCUCCCAGAGUACCUGAUGAACAUUUCUGGUGUGAAUGGUGUGAAGAGUUCAUUUGAAAUUUCACCAGAAUAAAGUAGCUAGAUAUUAUGCACAUAUAAGCACACUCUCUCCCUCUAUUUUUAUGAUUGUUAACAAAUUAAAAUAUAUUGUUCUUAGUCUUCCUACUCCAGUUUGAUGACUCUUUUUUUACCGGGCUGAAUUUUAGGCAGUUCUUGAAAAACAAAGUUAUAUGCUUAUUGGAAGAUUUGACAUCGAAAAUCUGAUGCGACUUGAUCCAGCUACUACAUACUUACCAACUUCAGUUCAUUAUCCGAACUCAGAAAAUAAUGCUUCUUAUGCUAAAGAGGUUGAAAAGGGAAUAAGCAAUCUACUACUGAAUCUGAGGCCUAUCAAGAAGGAGAACCUGAUUCGCAAUGAUAUCAAACUUGUUCUUUUGGCAUCCUUGAGCGAUUCAUUGGAAUUUGUUGCAGACUUUGUAGAAGG
Messenger RNA from Cuscuta campestris, 654 nucleotides. The record is from the annotation of a GenBank genome assembly. NCBI's taxonomy places the organism in Eukaryota, Viridiplantae, Streptophyta, Magnoliopsida, Solanales, Convolvulaceae.